Messenger RNA from Bacidia gigantensis, 2730 nucleotides. RefSeq lists its product as uncharacterized. Gene Ontology annotation, molecular function: NAD binding; L-glutamate N-acetyltransferase activity, acting on acetyl-CoA as donor; NADP+ binding. Lineage: Eukaryota; Fungi; Ascomycota; Lecanoromycetes; Lecanorales; Ramalinaceae. The transcript is spliced from 4 exons. The record is from RefSeq and is a predicted model, not a curated record. Gene Ontology annotation, biological process: L-arginine biosynthetic process. Gene Ontology annotation, cellular component: cytoplasm; mitochondrial matrix; mitochondrion. The coding region runs from base 1 to 2730 and encodes 909 amino acids.
AUGUUCUCUCUUCGUCCAGCAGUCGCUGGCAAGACGGGUCUACGGUAUCUCUGCCGCUUGAAUAGACCCUUGCCUGCAACGCGGUCAUUUCUGGAAUCUCGCCGUCGACAUUAUGCCUCCAUUUCUGACUCGACGCCUUCCACCCGAUCGACAGUCAUACAACUUCUAAGCCAAAUUGGCUCCAAGAAAGAAGCUCAACAGUAUCUGAACUACUUCACGUCCGUGUCCCAGCAGCAAUUCGCCGUCAUCAAGGUCGGAGGCGCCAUAAUAUCAGAUCAUCUGGCCUCUUUAGCGUCUGCCCUGGCUUUCCUAAAUCAUGUGGGCCUAUAUCCAAUUGUUAUCCACGGUGCUGGUCCUCAAUUGAACGAGAUGUUGAGAGAAAGGGGCAUAGAGGAAAAGUGGCAUGAAGGCAUACGGAUCACAGAUGGAGAAACCUUGAAACUAGCGAGGACUCUGUUCCUUGACCAAAACCUCAAGCUCGUCAAUGCCCUAGAAGACAUGUAUGGCGUCAGAACGCGACCAAUCACCUCAGGCGUUUUCACUGCCGAUUAUCUGGACAGAGAUAGGUAUGACAAAUCCUCUGCUCAAAUAGUAGGUGAAGCUCACCGAUCUAGAUACGAUCUUGUUGGAAAGAUAUCCAACAUCAACAAAAGGCCAAUCGAAUCCGCAAUCAAUGCCAAAUGUUUACCAAUUCUCCCAAGUAUGGCAGAGACGCUAGAUGGCCAAAUUCUGAACGUCAAUGCGGAUGCCGCAGCAGCAGAGAUGGCGAAGGCACUGCAACCUUUGAAGAUCGUAUAUCUAUCAGAAAGUGGUGGGAUAUUCAAUGGAGACAAGAAGGAGAUAAUCUCUGCUAUCAAUCUCGAUGAGGAAUUCGAGUCCUUAAUGGACGGUCAGUGCGCCACUCUCCUACGUAGCGUAGAUAGGUGUCAAGGCUUUUAUGCUUACUUUCGAACAGGAAGCAAACCGUGGGUGAAACAUGGAACGAAGUCGAAGAUACGAGAAUUCAAUGAUUUGUUGCAGCAGCUACCAAGAAAACUAUUUACCGAUUCCGGGGCAGACCUUGACUUACUGAAGCAAACAUUGGUUCGAGAUAGAGAAGCGCUUGAUGCCCGGCAAACAGUGGAUCGCUAUGUUGAUUUCCUUAACGAGGGUGAAUUCACUGCUUUCCAUGACGACGGUCUUGAAGGCCUCGCCGUUGUAUUGCCGUCCUCUGCAACCACUAAAGGGCCUCAGCUCGCACAACUCUCUACUCUGACUUUGAGUAGAGCUGCUUGGCUCACAAACCUUUCUGACAACCUGUUUGCGACUAUCAAGAAGACAUUCCCAAAACUCAUGUGGACUGUGAAGCAGGAUGACGAAAAUUUGACUUGGUUCUUCGACAAAGCAGAUGGAUCAAUAACUCGACAGGGAGAAGUCCUUUUCUGGUACGGCAUAGAAAAUGGAGAUGAUGCACGCGAUCUGAUGGUCGAGUUUCUCAAGCAUGGAAGGGACAUUUUCGGAGACAUCAAUCUGGAAUCCAAAAUGUCGAAGGCAGCUGGGCGGGCCGGGGAAAUUCUAGGAGGUACAACAAAUUCUCAGCAGAGACGAUCUUACUCCACCGUAGGCGGUCUCCGAGCUCAAGGCUUUCCGACCUCUCGACCAAGGCUCUCAACUUUAAAUAUAUGGAAUCAAUCGAAGAAAUCGUAUGCUACCUCUACAACCACGAAUCCAAACCCGCCGUUCGGAAAGAAGAACGCAACCAACUCAGUUCCAGCAAAGGUGGCUUUGAUAGGUGCUCGAGGCUAUACUGGACAAGCCUUAAUCAAUCUCCUUGACAAACAUCCUCAUUUGGAUCUCCGACAUGUCUCGAGCCGAGAACUAGCUGGGCAAAAGCUCAAAGGCUAUUCUCGUCGGGACAUUACUUACGAAAGCCUUUCUCACGACGACAUUCGACGAAUGUCUGAGAAUGGCACAAUUGACGUUUGGAUCCUUGCCCUCCCCAACGGUGUUGCAAAACCAUGGGUCGACGCGAUUGACGAAACCAAUGCCGACAGCCUUGUAAUUGAUUUGAGCGCCGACUACCGCUUUGAGCCCAGCUGGACCUAUGGCCUCCCCGAACUCAUUGACCGUUCCAAAAUUACGUCGGCAAAACGUAUUUCAAACCCUGGCUGCUAUGCAACUGCCGCCCAGCUUGGUAUAUCACCCAUUCUUCCGUUCAUCUCCUCUGCCCCAACCGUCUUUGGUGUCUCAGGCUAUUCUGGAGCUGGCACCAAACCUUCACCUAAGAAUGACGUCCAAAAUCUUACGAACAAUAUUAUUGCUUACAGCCUGACGGAUCAUAUUCAUGAGCGUGAAAUAACUUCCCAGCUAGGGCACGAAGUUGCUUUCAUCCCUCACGUUGCCUCUUGGUUCCAGGGCAUCCAUCACACAAUUUCUAUUCCACUGAACAAGCCUAUGAGCUCUAGAGACAUUCGCAAUCUGUACCAAGACCGGUUUGAGGGCGAGCCGCUUGUGAAGAUUAUUGGAGACGUGCCUAGUGUGAAGGAUGUUAGUGGCACACAUGGGGUAGAAAUCGGUGGAUUUCAAGUCCACUCGAAAGGGGAAAGAGUCGUGGUAUGUGCUACCAUUGACAAUCUACUGAAAGGCGCCGCUACACAAUGCCUCCAGAACUUGAACCUGGCGAUGGGAUAUGCCGAGUUUGAGGGCAUUCCAUUACAGAAGAAGAACACCGGCGGCGAGAUGCUGUUCUGA